Molecule: messenger RNA, 2439 nt
Organism: Penicillium paradoxum
Lineage: Eukaryota; Fungi; Ascomycota; Eurotiomycetes; Eurotiales; Aspergillaceae
Exons: 2
Coding region: 1-2439 (812 amino acids)
Source: RefSeq, a predicted model, not a curated record
AUGGCUUCAUCGCGGGACUCACAGUACGGCGCUCGACCUCAACGCUCGUGGAAUCCACUUGAUCGAUCCCACGAUGCGGAGUACCGUUAUCAUUCUGCCUCAGACAGCUCUUGGUCUGCAGAUGCUCUAGGAGAUGUAGGCUUGGGCAUCUCGAAUGCUACGGGAGAUGCUAUCCCGGCCGCAGAUCAACGUGAAUCAGCCGACAGCACCAGGACUACAACUCCCCACGAUACUCAUAAGACGUCCCCGCCGUCUCCACACGGCUACCUGGGGUGCCCUAACCGCGCGACGGUUCUCCAGAAACGACUCUCCUGGGUUCCAAUGACCGUGUUGGUUCUUGCGGUCUAUUCCACUUUAUUUUCAGGCAUUUACCUCGGCCUCGCAUUGCGCGAGCCUCGCUGGGCAGAGAUUUCUAGCGACGGACCAUUGGCACCCGCGACUGCAACUUUGCUGAGCGCAUUCUUUGCCAAAACGAUCGAGUUGGCCUAUGUCACUGUUUGCGUGGCAUUUCUAGGGCAGGUGCUAAGUCGAAGAGCUCUGAUGAAGAAUUCACGAGGAAUCAGUAUCUCGGAUAUGAAUAUGAGGGCCUGGAUCAUGCAGCCAGGAUCGAUGAUCGUACAUUGGGAGGCGCUGCGGUACUCAGCGUUAAGUUUUCUCGGAGCGCUAGCAUUGGUCGCUACGUUUGUGGCAAUGCUCUACACCACUGCAGCGCAAGCUUUGGUUGCUCCGAAGCUUUCUAUGGGUCCCCUUGAGUCAAGGGUUCUCGAGGGCAAGGUCACCAGUAGCUAUGCAAAUAACCACUACCUCGGAUCAGUGUGCGAGACACCCGUCACCAAUGAAAUCGAUGUUGACAGUCGCAACAGUACAUGUCUCCAAAUUGACCACGUCGGUCACGCAUAUCACAACUACCAACAAUGGAUAGCCGAAUGGAGUCGUCGAGUGAGAACCGAUAACGACACGUCAAGUGAGCAGAAAAAGCGACCAACACCAUCGGCCUCAAUCUGGGACAAUACCACCGUGACAGGCAGCUGGAUCGAUAUUCAAGAUAUGUCCAUGCUUUCCAAGAAAUAUGGCCGAAUGAUCAACAACAUAACAAUGGCAAUGCCCCACGGUGGCAUCCCCGCCGCAGCAAUGAACGAUAGAAACAAAAUAAAACAACCCGUCAACUCCUCCGGCGAGGGUAAAUACAAUCUCGAAGCCUCUGUCUCCUCGCCGGCAGUCAAUGUUCUGUGCGUGGGAAUGACCGAAGAGGAACUUAGCCCCCUGGUUUACGCCACUUGGCCGCAGGGCGGCAAAUUCAACAUGACGACCUGGAAUAGUCGCACACCAAUCGACGCAUCCACGUCAAACCGCACAGUUGUUGACGAAAUCUUCCAGUUCGGCAAGGGAAGGGAAAUUCCCCCAGUCUUCGGCAAGUUUCCACAAGCAUAUAACACACUCCUCAACACGACCGGGGCUUGGCCUGCAAACGCUAUUUACCUUCUUGGAGCCACGGCAACACCAAAAGACAACAACACACACAUGCCACCCUAUAUAAUGUGCGCCCUUCGCGGGAAACAGACCGGCCAGUGUUCGACCAAGUACUCCGCAGACUCGAGCGGGGCGGUCCUCAGCACGAACUGCGCGAAUCCGUUGAAUCGGCUGCAGUACGACAGGCAACAACGUGGUUUUGUUGAGGGGUACUGGAAUCCGGACUGGAGAGAUUUUGCGUCGGAGUGGGCGAAUUCGCUUAGUCUAAACGCGGGAAUUUCAGAUGGCGCGGCAAGCAAUGCUCGCCUGCUCAUGCAGAUGAUGCCGCGAUAUAACGCAGGAAAGCAAAUAUUCGAGCUAGAUCCAGCUCUUCCGUCAAUUGGAGAAGCAUUGGCUGUCAUGGCUGGCAGCACGCUUCUUCUUGGCUCGCAGUACGCACCGUUCGUGCCGUUCUGGAACUAUACUCAAGACGGAACCCCGCUUGAAGAGCCUGCGUAUCAAAUCUUCAAUGCUACAAUCCAGGCUAUGGGGUAUUCAUCCAGUGGCACGGAGAAAUGGCAGGGGGUAUUCUUCGUGGUCCUGGUCUUUGCGUUCUUGACCAGUGCUGUCUGUCUUGGAUUUAUGAUUGUCGAAGCGCGUGGUCGGCAGGUGACUGAUUUCACCGAGCCGCAAAACCUGUUCGCACUUGCGAUGAACAGUCCACAAACGACGCAGUUGCAAGGUUCUUGUGGCUGUGGGCCUUGGAAAGAGCAGCUCAAAGAGAGGUGGUUCAUUGGCAUGGAAGAGGAUGAUGAGCAUUAUUACAUUCGGAGUAAGACGGAGGAGAGCACCCCCCUCUUACGGAACAUGAACUCAACGCGUUUGGAGCCAAUGGAUAUGGACAAUGAGGAUGGGAGGAUGCUCAGUCCGAUGGUUGAUGAGUUCCGAAAGGUUUCCAAGCGACAUUCGCUUUUGGCAAAGCUCUAUUGA